This is a messenger RNA of Helicoverpa armigera (cotton bollworm), 8212 nucleotides long. It is a transcript of the gene Rich, whose product is annotated as guanine nucleotide exchange factor subunit Rich. NCBI's taxonomy places the organism in Eukaryota, Metazoa, Arthropoda, Insecta, Lepidoptera, Noctuidae. Gene Ontology annotation, biological process: retrograde transport, endosome to Golgi; intracellular protein transport. Gene Ontology annotation, cellular component: Golgi membrane; cytosol; Ric1-Rgp1 guanyl-nucleotide exchange factor complex. Gene Ontology annotation, molecular function: protein binding. The record is from RefSeq and is a predicted model, not a curated record.
UUUCAUUCAUAAAAAAUGACACAUGUCAUAUAGUGGCGAUUUGUGUGUUGACGUUUUUACGAAGCUUCUUUGCUAGAUUAUUAAAUUAUUAUAACGAAUCAUAUCAGAACAUCUUAAUUUACAACAGUAAUUUAUGAAUAACUUCGAUCGCAGUGUUCAGUGUUUCGCUGAAUUUGACAUAAGAGUGGCAAAUGUUUUAUAAUCAAAAUGUACUUUCCAAUAGGAUGGCCCAAAGUUCUGAAAAAUCUGGGUGCAGAUAAUCAAAUUAUAAAACAAAUCGUUUCGAAUAGAGACAAGAUAUUGUUUGCUUCACUGAGCGAUGACUGCCUCGCAGUGUGGUUCUGCAAGCCAACAGUACCCAUAGUGUACCACAAGAGGAGUACAGAAUCUCUUCAGCGACUCGGCGUCAAUGUUGGAGUGGAGUGGAAACCCGACUCAUCUAUGAUAUGUAUUUCUACAUCGGAAGGUCAUCUCAUACUGUACAAUGUAGAAGCCCACAGUGAACAGACAGCGUAUCAGCAAUAUGACCCGCCCACCGCAAGCUUGAGACGAGACUCCGCUGAACUCUUCGUCAAGGAAGUUAUACCAUCACUGAAAAUCACCUUGUUAAAAGAAGUAUUAGUAUGGGAUGGUCAGAUCACUCGCAUGUGCUGUAUAUCAGGCACCGAGAUCCUUGUCUGUACCACACGAGCCCACUUACUGCGGUACCGAUGGGACGGCACACAGAACCGGGACUACUGUCUUGAUCUUGGAAGAAUACCAUUUUCUAUUAAUCAACAAGUUUCUAAGGCUGAGCCAAUAUUAGAAGACAAUACACAUGUAAAUGAUAUAGAAUAUUCCCCACUAGUGUGUGGUUUUGGGAUAACACUGAAUGAUGGACGGGCGGCGUAUCUCACCGCGCCUAAUCUCAAGUUUGAUCCUAAUGCGGUGCAAGGUAUUUGGGCUCCUGGCAUCGAUGACGCGACUUGCGCAAGAGUCAACCAUAAGUUUAGAUUAAUUGCUAUUGGCAGGAAAAAUUCUCAAGUGGAUGUGUUCACGAUAGACGAGGCUACGGGCGGCUUGGAGCUGUCGCACACUAUGGUGCUCAGCUCCAAGGACUUCCCCGGCGAUCCUGGACCUGUUAAAUGUAUGAGAUGGACGGCGGACGGUCGUGCAGUAGCCGUGAGCUGGGAGCGCGGCGUGUCGGUAUGGAGCACGUUCGGAGCCCUGCUCAUGUGUUCGUUAGCGUGGGACUAUGGACUCAACCAAGACUUGGGCAAGUCCAACCCAUUGGUCGUGUCUAGUUUAGAGUGGGCGACAGAAGGCUACCAGCUUUGGAUGGUAAAAGUGGAAAGCGAUACGAGUACUAACAUCAUUCAAUUGGAUUUCGUCAAGAGUCCACUCAGCGUUAAUCCUUGCAUGAGCAACCAAAGACACCUCUACUUACAAGCGGACGAUAAACUCUACGUGAACUUAGAGGACAACUUAACCAAACGAACUAAGAUCUCCAUCAUCGACUCUUCAUCAGAACUGUACCAGGCAGAGAAUGGGUUACCCGACCAGCCCAACUUGGAGUAUGAGAGCAGUACUAAUUACAGGGAGUUUGUGGAUGAUAAUGAGUGCAGGAAACAGUGGAUCGUGUUGCCGCUGCCAGCUACUUAUAUUGCUACUAAUUGGCCUUUGAGGUACAGCGCCAUAGACGAGGCGGGCGUGAACGUGUGCGUGGCAGGCCGCACGGGGCUGGCGCACUACAACUGCCUCGCGCGGCGCUGGAAGCUCUUCGGCAACGAGGCGCAGGAGAAGGACUUCGUGGUGGCCGGCGGCAUGCUGUGGUGGAGAGACUACGUCGUCAUAGGUUGCUACAGCAUCCUAGACGGCCACGACGAGAUCCGUUUCUACCCACGAGAAGCAAAACUCGACAACAAGUUUGCUAAGAUCGUCCGCGUGCAGUCCCAAGUGUUCGUGCUAGACAUACUGGAUGAUCAGCUCGUCGUGUUCGGCGCUGAUGCCCUCGUCACCAUCUACGAGCUCAACUGUCUCGAUAACGCGGGCAACAUAGAGAUGCGGUGCGUGCAGGCUGUGGACGUGUCGGCGCUGUCGCACCCCGCGUGCGUGGUGUCGGCGUCGUUGUGUCGCCUGCAGGACCCGCCGCGCCACCGCUCCUCCACCGUCUGCCUGCCCGUGCAGCGCCAGCCUGACUCGCUUGUGAUAAAUGCUAGCGGGAAGCUGAUGAUGGUUCAAAGAGAAGAGUAUGAUGUUGAUGAAGACAAUAAUCCGGCUUACAGCUGCCUUCCAGCCACAGUCCUCGCCUCUUGCGUGGAAAGUGUCUGGUCAUGUGGCAGCGUCUCCGGCUCCCAGACCCAGCUGUCCCGAGCUCUAUGGCUGUGGUGUGGAGCCCUAGGCGCGAGGGUGUGGCUGCCUCUGCUGCCGAGAGACGCCACCAGACACCCCGACUCGGGGAGACAUACGUUCAUGGCUAAGAGGAUCAUGCUACCUUUCCAUCUGAAUAUUUAUCCACUGACAAUUUUAUUCGACGACGCUAUCCUCCUGGGCGCUGAGAACGACACAACGCUGUACGCUUCUGACUCAAACUCAGUGUUCUCCUUACCAUUCUGCGUUGUCAAUAGAACGAGCCAAGUCUACCUACACCAAAUUCUACGACAGCUACUUCGCCGUAACCUAGGAUACCAUGCCUGGGAGAUCGCGAGGUCCUGUUCACAGCUCGCGUACUUCCCGCACUCCUUGGAACUGCUGCUGCAUGAGGUGUUGGAGGAAGAGGCCACGAGUAAGGAGCCCAUACCAGAUGCACAGCUGCCCUCGAUUAUAGAGUUCGUGCAUGAGUUUCCCGUGUAUUUGCAGACUGUAGUGCAAUGCGCAAGAAAAACAGAAAUUGCGCUAUGGGCGUAUCUAUUCUCAGCAGCCGGAAAACCAAAGGAAUUGUUCCAAGAAUGUCUGCACCGCAAGAUGUUGGACACAGCGGCUUCAUAUUUGAUCAUAUUACAGAACUUGGAAAGUUCAGCGGUGAGCAGACAGCUGGCGACGCAACUCCUGGACACGGCGCUGCAGCAGGAGAGGUGGGAUCUCGCCAGGGAUCUCGUCAGAUUCCUCAGGGCUAUAGAUCCUAACGACGUGGAUUCACCGCGGAACUCGGUGAACGUUCAAGCGAAGUAUGGACAAGUGGUGCAGUCGCAGACUGUCAGCCCCAACGCCGAGGACUUGUCCGUUAUAUUGGGCAGUAUGCAGUUGGCAGGUGGUCGUGGACGCAGCUUCAGCACGACAGUGUCUCCGCGCGAGCCGUCGCCCCCCGCGCACGCGCCGCCGCCCCCCGCGCCGCCACCACAUGCCCCUCCUGCUAGAGCCACAGCUGCUGUUAAGAGGAAGAAGUCGGUGCCUGCUAGGGCUGACAGGGAUUCAUACAGCGGUACAGCCGAAGAGUUCUUCAUAGACAUGAUGAUACAACGUCACGCGCGUCUCCUCCUAUCCACCGCCCGACUCUACGCACUAGGCAAGAUGGCCGCCGCGUUAGACUUACAUCUCGUCGCGUGGCUCGCCGGCGAGAGGGAACGGGCGGCUAGAGUAGAUAGUGCGGUGUUGUGUGUGAAGAGACUGCAUGAAGACUUCGCCUGGCCCUACCCUGUGGUCAAUGACGCGGAGCAGUACUUGCAGAGGAAAGGCAGCACUGUUACAAGUUCAUAUACGCCGUCAGCGGAAUCAGACAGCUUAUGUGGUGAUAGCGGCUACAUGAGCCUACCGUUACGCGCCGCAUUGCCUCUGAUGACCGGCGCCGUUCCCGUCUCGCCUGGACCUGUCAGUUCAGCGGGCGAAGGCAGCGUAGCUGAAGGCGGUGGCGUGGCGUGGGCAGGCGAAGCCCUAGGUGCGGGUGAAGAGCGACGGUAUGCCGCGCUCAUGGAACGCUUGCAUCAUCACCAGGCUGAACGAGGCUCUCAUACUUCACAUGUGCAGCUCAGAUAUUACCUCCAACUGAUGACAGAAGCCAGCUGCGUAGAAUGGGCAGUGGUAGUAGCAGUAGUACUACGUGACGCGCUGGCCGUUUUGCGGACGACCAACGCGGCGCGGGGAAACGAUGUUAGUCUGGAUGCUGUUCGACGCCUGCGCAGGGCUCUGCAGGACAUAUGCGCUUGGACUGAUGCUGAGUGUCUCGGCUACAAACCAUUUAUGAUGGCGAUAAGCAACCAAAUCCCAUUCCUAACAUCGAUCAUCAACUCGCGAGAACGUCGGAUAUCGAUGUCUAAGACUCGCGUGCGGACUUCAAGCACCAGUUCUUUGGGAGCUGAAGUUAAGCCAAAGCCACAGACUCAAGAAGCCAAGCUGCCUCCACCACAGAAGGCGGAAGUGUCGAAGCAGGCGGGGAGGAAGGAGUCGGCGGGGGCGGAGCCUCCCCUCCGUGACGGUAUCCCCACCCCGCCCCCUCCUGCGCCUGCGCGGGACGACGUGUCCACCGGCUGCGUGCUCAUGUAAUACUUAAUUUUGGAAAGUAUGUAUAAGGAAAAGACUCGUGUCAGUAUCAAUUUUACAAAGUCUGUGUCAUGGCGGCAAUGAAAGCGAAAGUGUUUGUUAAGUUGUAUGUCUCGUAAAAUGGCUACUGUCACGAGUUUUUUAGUCUGGUAACAUUUUUGUCAGAACUGAAAAUUCUGAUGAAACUUGGUUUUCUUCUACAAACAGUAGAACUAGCAUAGUUAGACGUCAGUCGAGAUUUAGAUAGUCGUUAAAAUUAAGAAUAAAAUUUUAUUAAUUUAAUACAUUUCGUACUUUCGUACUCUAGAAACUUUCUUGUAUAAUGUAAUUUUUCACUUCGUCUCGACAUUUCUAAUCAAUGUUCUUUCUUGAAUUGUUUUGUAAAUAUUUAGGUAAAAUUAAAUGAAUCUUUAUAGUAAGUGACUUUUUCAACCUUAUGAAAAUAAAAUUAAUAUUAUGAUCAUUUUGGUGCUGAAUAAUGUAUACAUCUCAAUAUUUAUUUGUGUAAAUUGAAUUCAUUAUUAUUUAUUUAUUCUCUAGUCUAUUAGUAAUGUUUAAUAAUUUAUUUCUAUCAAUCAAUGGAGAGGCCGUGGUCUAGAUUUGUGGGUUCAAAAUAUUAAAUAACGAGAUACCUCGAACCUUUUGGAGGGGGUCAUAUUUUUGUAUUAUUUUUAUUAGACAAUGCCUGGUAUUUGAAAUUUUCCUAAGCACCUCUUUUCUUUGCUCUUCCCGUCCCUAUGUCUCUAGACCGUGGACUCGAAUUAAACUAAUUUCAUUAUUAUCUAUUUGUAUAUUCAUUACUGUACUUAUACAUAAAUAAGUAUUAGUAGGUAUGAAGGGCCUUACUACAAAAACUUUAAACCCUGUUUUACACUUGUCUAAUAAAAUUUUGGCUGCAAAAUGAACCAUAUGUCAACGUCAUAAUUUGACAUUUUUUUAGACAAGGCAUAAACUGACGUUAAAAAGUUUUUGUGGUAAGACGGUUAGUGGUUAAAAUUAAAUUAUCUCAUAUUUAAUUUGAAUUGGAAGCAAAUAGUGUGUUCGUAGAUAUUACUGUCAUUAUGUACGAUAUUAGUAUGAAUUUAUUGUUUAAUAUUAUCGUCAUUGUUUGGUGUAUAAGUAGCGAGUUAUAUGUAGUGAAUAUUAGGUAGAAUUGUGGUAGAUUCGAUACCAAAGACGAGAAAACUUACAAAGAGAAUAAACCACUAUUUUAACUUUUGAAGACACCAUAAAAAUGAACAAGUUUUCUUGUCUUUGGAGCUAUAUUAAAACCAUAAAAUGGCAACUGUCUAGAUCGCCCCACUGCCAAAUAAUCAGAAUUUCUGUUAAAGAAAAUAAAAUAAGGUGAUUGAUGUGUUUCCUAUUUCGCAUAGUGAAGUUAAAAUUAGAAUAUAUAAUGUAACAGUUCGAAUCGAUUAGAUUUUUUUUAUGGGGCAGCCUCUAGCGAUCUAGUAACAACGGGAUCUAGGCUUUGAGUGCUCCAAUCAAAUCUACAGGUAUUUUUUACCGACUGCCUAGAAGGGUUUGUUGUUUUUUGCGCGUAUCUUGUUUCAACUCAAAAGACAACAAAAAAAAUCUUUAAGAAUAAAACAAAACAUAGUUCUCAAACUUGUUUCUAAACAAGCAAUAAAGACAACUUUCAAAGAUUUAUCGAACUUAUUUUCUCGUCACUGCACUCAGAGCCUCGAUCUUAACAAUUAGAUCGCACAUUUUAUAUACUAACAGUACAAGUAGAUGUAGAUAAACAUAUUAUUACAAUAUUAAUUAUUAUUUAAUUUAAUAGACACUAUAAUUCACAUUUAAAUCGUCCAUUACAGCAAUAACAUUGGUUUAGUGUUGUGAUGUAUUUUGCUCAUUUUCGUGAUGCGAAUUAUUAUUUUUUUGUGUUGCUCAACUUAUAAUCUCGACGUUUUAUUUAUUGCUCACAACCAUUAAUUGAAUAGCUGAAUAUUUUUACAUUAUUUUCACACUACGAUAUAGCUGUGAUAAAUUAUUCUGAGAUAAAGAUGUUACACCUUUUAGGCUGACUGAAAGCCGCUAUUAUCGAUAGUUUUGAUAAAGUUUCAAAUAAAUAUGUGAACAAGAACUUUAAUGAAUAGUACUUCAGAAUUUGAUGCUGUUUGAGUACAUCAAUUUCAAUUAUAAAAUUCGAUAGGUACUUCACCAUGGAGGUCCUAUCAAACACAAUAUGACGUUACACGCAGCUCAGCUUUAAAUCGUUUCCCGCCAUCUCGGUGCCAAUUUUUCUUAAUAGUAUCCCCCGAAAUAAAUUAUAAUUAUUUUCAUAACUUAUUAAUGUUUAAAAUGCCGAUUAGUACAAAACAUUUGAUUUUGUUGUGACCAUAAUAAAAAUUUACAAAUUUUUAUUUUAUAAGUAUAACAAUAUCUUCAUAGUCAUCUUUAUUUUUAAGUUAUAUUUUCUUCAGAUGAUAUUAUUUAGUUAGGUAAUUUAUGUGGAUUGAGACGCGCUGAUAAUGGCAAGAUUUGCUUUAUAAAUUGGUUUUACUGUCUAAAACAGUCAAUUUGGUAAUUCUGUGGUGGAUUUAUCCCAUUCCGUAUUUGUCAUCUACUCUAUACCAUAGACUUUAUAAGAGUUCAUACAAAAGCUAAAUCCUUCUUUUAACGCGGACAAAUCCAGCACCGAUCAAACCCAUUUGCCAUUUUCAGCAAGUUUCUUUUUGUAGAUAUUAUAAUUAUUGUAUUAUAAAAAUAAAUCUAGUAAUGUCAACUUACUAAGAAUUUAAUAUGGGUCAUUCCAAAUUAACUUUGUGAAUUAAAAUAGCAAUAAUAUUCAUCAUUCCUUUUACAGUUGUAGUUUAGUAAGAUAAUUAGGUCAAUUAUUAAAUGAGUGUAAGCGAAUUAAAUGGGGCAACAUCGUUAUUUUUUCAAGUCAUCUGAUAUUUAUACCGGUGCUAACAUAGUUUAAAGAGAGAGCCAAAUAGCAAAUAUAUUUUGGUUCAAUGUUGAUAUGCAAUUUUUAAUUUUAGUUGUAAGUUUGAACGUAUCAAAGAAUACAGAUUUUAAUCAGGUCCACAAAAAUACUUUUGGGGUCAUCAGCAUGAAGGUGCACUUACACCAUAUCUAUAAUGCAAGCACUAAAGUUAGAGCAAGAGCAUUCUUGUCGAACGAAAUCAUUUUUUUUACGUUCAAACAUUCAUUAGAUAAUUUCAUAUGCUAUAGGGUGUUAUUACUAUAAUAUCCUGCAAUCAACUUAACUAUGCUGAGGAUCUAUUUAGACGUACAUAACAAGACACACCUGUCGAAUUUGCAAUGCCAAAAAUAUUUACUUUUGGCCUCACCAAACUUGAUGGCGGUUCGCAACUAUGUUCGCAUGCGACUCAUAUAUAUGGCGCAGUGUCUCGCGUGAUGUUCCGAAUCGACAAAAAGUUUGAUGAUAACUAUUCCUGGCUACAUUCAUACGACAAGGUGUGGUGGUGAAUUAAAUUGUGGCAGUCUGAAUAGGUCUUAUCCUGUUGAGUUAAACGUUGCAAUUGGUAGUUACUAAUUAAUUAUGAACCACAAUAUGCAUGUAAUUUUUUUAUUCCGUAUAGAAUUUUGGUGUUCUAGUUUUUUACCCUGAGUAGCGUAGCGCUAAGUAGUAAAUGCGUUGCGUCCGAAAACACAUUUCAAGUGGUUUAAUAACUAACCGGAUUUCAUCCCUCACCCUUAUUUAAUUUGGAUGUUUAUCGUUGUAAUUUUUAUAACAAAAUUUGUAAUUGUCAAUUUGGUGUUAAAAAAUUAAAGUAAAUAACACUUU